AAGGUCUUUUUCAUCGAGUGGUUUUUUGGUCUGUUUUUUUUUUCAAACGGGAAGCUUGAUAAUGAACGACAUGGCUUCCCGACAAAGGAUAGAGCACGAGGUAUUGCAUAUUCCAGCGCCGUCAUCAAUUUCAUCCGUGGAUAGUGAAGCUUCAACCGACGAAGUCACCCUUAAUGUUUCUGACGACGAGAAACAGAAUAGCGCUAGAAAGAUUGACAUGCCGAUCUUUCCUUUAGCGCGCACCAGCACAGGAUGUUCGCUGACGAAACCAUUACCCCACUCAGUGACUUCCCAUCCUUCGCCUGUUUCCCCGAUAGAGCAGAAAAAGGUCGUCAGAAAGUUGGAUUAUUUGGAAGGUCUUCGAGGAUUAGCGGCUUGCAUCGUCUUGAAUGAGCACUUUACACUGUACAAUUUGAGUUACGAUCAAACCACCAAGGAAAACUGGGGAAAGAUCGGGUAUCAAUUCGGAAAGGUGUUUGUUGCAGGGAAACUUGCGGUUAGCCUCUUUUUCAUUCUCUCGGGUCGCGUCCUUGCCAUCGCAUAUCUCAAAAAACCGGAUUCAGAUCGUCUCGCGAGCGCAUUCUUUCGACGACCAUUUCGCUUGAUUAUCCCUGUUUUUGGAUCCCUUCUGAUACAUUGGGCAGUGUAUCGGCUGAAUUGGUAUGCGCCAGUUCAUGACGCGGCUUCCGUACUAGAUUCGUGGCGAUCGGCAGAAGGCACAGUCAAAGGCUUUGAGGAGCCGACAUUGAGUAAUGCCAUAUUAAACACCUUGACGUUGUUUGUUCCAGGAGGACGCUCAGUCAAUUACCCACACGCACCCCAAUGGACAAUUGGCAUAGAGCUGCAAGGAUCGUUCCUCGUCUUUAUAGUAGCGCUAAUUACCCAAUCGUACUUUCGACAUCGAUGGGUCAUCUACGCUGUCUUGGUCUUUUGGUUCUUUUGGACAGAAACGUGGUUUGCCGAUUUUAUGGUCGGACUGUGGCUUGCUGAUCUCGCACAAUCCGGCGUUUUCGGACGAAUACAGUCAUCUCGGUUGAUAUGGCCGUUUCGACUUGCGUUGGUGUUCUUGACGCUAAUUACUAUGGUGCAGUUUCCAAAACUGUCCGAUAAACUGUCAGAAUGGUCAGCAGGCUGGUCAUUCGACACUGGUAAAGCUGCUAUCGGACGGGACUUUGAGCCGCCGUGGUAUCAAUUUCAUAUCAACUAUUUUUAUUCAUCAACCUGCUUCGCGUUACUCCUCGAAGUAACACCCUUGCUCCAACGAGUAUUCGAAAUUAGCCCGAUCAAAUUCUUGGGAAGAGUCAGUUUCGGGAUGUAUCUCCUACACCCCGUCGUUUUCCUCACAUUUGGCUCCAUCAUGGUUUCAAUCAUCUUUCGAGGUCUUCCUGGCCGACCAUGGUGGCUGAAAGUAGGUCUGGUUUAUUGCUCCACCUUCGCCAUGAUCCUUGUCGUGUCUUGGCUGUUUUACAAAACAUUUGAUCAAUGGAGCAUGGAUUUCGGUCGAUGGUUGGAGAGACUUAUGAAAGCAGAGUGGUCUGUAGGGAGCUUCAUGGCGUGGACUAGGAGGCGUGCCAAGGCGAACUCGCCUGCAGCGUGGCGAGCAUGGAGUUGGCGUACAUGGCGUACAAUAAAGGCAUACCCUGGGCGUAAAUAUGCGAUUUUCAAGAGGUCUAUUAGCAGAUAUAGAAGAAGGACGUCGGAGGUUCAGGUGUAGAAGACAGCAGUCGCCUGUGUAGGUAAGACUGUAUAUAUCUGGUGUAUUAAGCUGGACGGGGAUAGAUUGCUGGAUUUUAGCAUGUACCGUAAUUCUUGUAUUACUACUUUCUUUGUAUUAUGAUGACAUUAUCUCAAUUGACUAUUCUUGAGCAUUUAAAACUGC
This is a messenger RNA of Spizellomyces punctatus DAOM BR117, 1879 nucleotides long. RefSeq lists its product as uncharacterized. Gene Ontology annotation, molecular function: acyltransferase activity, transferring groups other than amino-acyl groups. The transcript has 4 exons. Lineage: Eukaryota; Fungi; Chytridiomycota; Chytridiomycetes; Spizellomycetales; Spizellomycetaceae. Bases 62 to 1714 code for a protein of 550 amino acids. The record is from RefSeq and is a predicted model, not a curated record. Gene Ontology annotation, biological process: polysaccharide biosynthetic process. Gene Ontology annotation, cellular component: membrane.